AUGGAUGCUGUGGUGGUUGAGAACUGGCUGCGAAACGCCAUACUCCACAUGGAGACGAUCGCCGGUGGUCGUCCCGUCGCACUGAUUAUGGAUAACGCUCCAUACCAUAGCCGACAAAAGGAGAAGCCUAUCAUUGCCAUCGGAAUUGGAAACAGAGGUAAUAGAAAAUUAUUGCAGCAAGAUGUCAAAAUUCGUAUCGGAGAAGACCAUCUAAUUUUGGCUGUCAGGGGACCUAAGUUCCCUCACCCCUGCAAGGUGGGAAAUGGCGGCACCUUGGAGCUGGCAGGACCCACUAACUGUCAACUUUUUCUUGGUUGGGGUAGAAUAUCUAGGCACGUUGCUGGCCAGGAGGACGCAGCGAGCGCUGUGGAUCUAGCCAGCAACAACAUUAACAGAGACCUCCCACCGUUAGACGAGUCUUUCUCCGAUGAGGAAGUCUUAGUUGAAAUAGACGACGUAAUGGAAGAUCUCUCAGACUUCAUCAAAUGA
Molecule: messenger RNA, 489 nt
Organism: Cylicocyclus nassatus
Lineage: Eukaryota; Metazoa; Nematoda; Chromadorea; Rhabditida; Strongylidae
Source: the annotation of a GenBank genome assembly